Messenger RNA from Motacilla alba alba, 2648 nucleotides. Its product is annotated as Fc receptor-like protein 2. Gene Ontology annotation, molecular function: transmembrane signaling receptor activity. Bases 239 to 2026 code for a protein of 595 amino acids. NCBI's taxonomy places the organism in Eukaryota, Metazoa, Chordata, Aves, Passeriformes, Motacillidae. The transcript is spliced from 9 exons. Gene Ontology annotation, biological process: cell surface receptor signaling pathway. The record is from RefSeq and is a predicted model, not a curated record.
GACAGAGAGAGGUGGGGAGGGGGUACAGAGGGGCUAUGGGGUCCCCAGAGGUCCCCAAUAGCACCAGAGUCAGUGCAGGUGGUGACCGGGGCCGUGAGGUGGUGGUGGGGACAGGAGAGGGGGGUCAGGACAGGAGGGACAGGAAUGUGGGGAGAGGCAUCCUGGGACUGGGGCAGCUGUGGGGAUAGGGACAGGGACACAGGGAUGCAGGGACAGGGAAGAAUCAUGUGGAUGGGCCAUGGGGACAGUGGCCAUGGGGCUGGUGGGGGUGACCCGUGCCAGCACGGGGUCCCCAUGCCUGGGGUGUCCGCAAGGUUGCCUUGUCCUGCCUGAGCAUGGGGUAGCCCCGGUGUCUCCAUCUCCAAGACAUUUGUGCCACACCAGUGUCUGCACAGGGACAGUUUGGAGACAGCCCCUACACCCCGUGCCCCUGUGCCUCUGUCCCCAGGAUGCCACCCCCACCCAGCCCUGUCCCUUUUCCCUUCCAGCCCAGACCCUUGGCCUCAUUGGCACUCAGACCCUCCAGAUCCUCGUGGAGCCCCCCUGGACACCAGCGGUGCUGUGGGACCAGGUGACACUGACCUGCCCGGUCUUGGGGACCGGCGGUGUCACCACCUGGUACAAAGAUGGGCAGCGCUGGUUACAGGAGGGACCCAACCGCCUCCUUGUCACUGAGAGUGGCACCUAUGAGUGUGACAGACGUGGCACCGGGCGCAGUCCCUCCGUGACCAUCUCAGACGCCCGGUUGGUGCUUCAGGUGCCAGCACAGGUGCUGCUGGAGGGGGACGCUGUGACACUGCGCUGCCGGCGCUGGCGGAACAAAUCGGUCACUGGAGUGCGAUUCUACAAUGGGGGCAAGGAGGUGGGGAGACCCCUCAGUGGGACCGAGCUGUCCCUGUCCCUACUUCAGAUGAACCAUAGCGGCCACUACAGCUGCGGAGGCUGGGUGGACUCUGAGCUGUCAUCGUGGGCACACUCAGUGCUGGUGACAGUGACAGUGCACGAGCUCUUCUCGGUGCCGGUGCUGGAGGGUCCCCCCGAGCCUACCGAGGGGUCCCCCCUGACUCUCAGCUGCCUCAGCACCCCCAGCCCCCUGCGGCCCCAAGCCUCUCUCCUGCACGUGUUCUACCGGGAUGGGCAGGUGGUGGGGGGCCCGCAGUGGUCCCCGCAGCUGCUGGUGCCUGCCGUGGGGGUCUCCCACUCGGGGAAUUACAGCUGCGAGGUGCACUCCAAGGUGGGGGCUGUACGGAAGAGCAGCGCCCGGCUCCGCAUCACGGUGCGCAGGGCCCUGCUCUCAGGUGUGUCCCUGUCAGUGCAGCCCCCGGGGGAACAGGUGGCACUGGGGGACCACCUGGUGCUGAGCUGCUUGGUGGCCAUGGGGACAGGUCCCCUGUCCUUCUCCUGGCAUCGGGAGGGCUCGAGAGCACCGCUGGGCACCGGCCCCCGCCUGGAACUGCGCCACAUUGGGGACAAUGACAGCGGUCGCUAUCAUUGCCGGGCCAGUGAUGGGGACAAUAUGGCAGAGAGCCCCACAUUGAACAUCACUGUCCUGGUGCCUGUGGCCAAUGCCACCAUCACCCCAGGUCCCCUGUCACACCAGGUGUGGUCAGGUGACCCUGUCACCCUGAGCUGCUCGGUGCAGGUGGGCUCAGCCCCUGUCACCUACACCUGGCUGCACAAUGGGCAGGAGGUGGCCCGGGGUCCCCUCCUGGAGUUCAGGAAUGUCGAUGUGGGACAUUCGGGCACCUACCAGUGCAUGGCCACCAACCAACUGGGAAAGGACGGGCACCGCGUGUUCCGGGCACUCAGCCCAGAGCUGGCACUGGAGGUGACACCACCGGCACACAUGGACACAGCAGUGGCUGCAGGGGUCAGUGUGUCCCUCUUGUUCCUGGUCCUGCUCGUGGGUGUCAUUGGAAGCUGGCACCGGUGUCACCACCUGGACUCCUUCCGACACCCCCUUUUCCCCACAGGGCCCCACCAGCCACUCUGGAGGAGGGGAAGGUGCUGGACAGCAAAGAUAUGAUCACCAAGAGGGCAAGGAGGCCCCCCCUCAUCUCCCCCCUCCAGCACCCCCUGGUGACCUAUCCCAAGCUGCUGCGACCCCAUGAGCAGCCACGGGACGACAGUGACAUCUAUGAGAAUGUGCAACGACACUGAGGAGAAGGGGAGCACUGGGGGCACUGGGGUUUCCCCCUCUACAUGUCCUGUUGUUUCCCAUCCUGUUUGAGAGCAGGUCACAACUUGGGGUGGGGGUGGCUGCACAAGCACCAAGUGCUUCCGAUUCCCCAGCCCAAGUAAUAAGGCAAUACCCUCUCCCACUCCCAGUGCCCCCAGGUACUCCCCACUCCCCCUCCCAGCACUCCCAGUAUCCUCAGGGGCUCCUUACUCCUCUUCCCAGUACCUCUCUAUUGCUCUCAGAGAAUUCAGGGGCUCCCCAUUCCCUCUCUUAGUACCCCUAUGAUCCCAGGGGCUUCCCAUUCCUCCUCCCAGCACUCUUUCUUGGUUUAGAGACAAAUUUAGGGGAAAAUGCUCUGGAAUGAGUGUUUCCUCUAAAGAGAAGGGCUUCAGUAACCCCUUUUGCCAAUGAGAAAAAUGAAUGCCAGUGAGUGGAAGUAAAAAAAAAACCCUCUUUAUUUACAAAUGAA